Monodelphis domestica (gray short-tailed opossum) is the source of this 2275-nucleotide messenger RNA. RefSeq names its product lactamase beta like 1 (gene LACTBL1). NCBI's taxonomy places the organism in Eukaryota, Metazoa, Chordata, Mammalia, Didelphimorphia, Didelphidae. The record is from RefSeq and is a predicted model, not a curated record.
AUGGCUGGGUUGAAGCCCCAGAUCUGUCCAUGGCUGACCCUGCCCAAGGUGACGGGGAAGUGGGUUCCUGCAGUAGCCAGCUUCUUCUUCCUUCUGUCCGUGGCUAUGACUGGCUGCUUUCUAUGGCAGUAUCAUCUCAAGAAGGAGGACCCUGGCUCCUCUGGGAUGGCGGUGACCUCAGAAACGGUGAGGAUGUGCCCGCAGUAUCCGGAGCCUGUGCCGCUCCAGCAUCCCCUCCCCGUGCUGAAGGAGGCCCUGGAGAAGGUGGACAAAAUUCUACGGCAAACAAUGCUCACUGCCCCCGGCCUCAGCGCCAUGUCCGCUGUGGUCAUCUACAAUGACACUGUGCUGUGGACAGGGAACUUUGGCUGGAAGAAUGGCUCGGACAGAGCCUCAGGGCCCCCCAGUGAAUAUACCAUCUACCGGAUUGCCAGCAUCUCCAAAAUCUUCCCCACGCUUAUGCUGUACCGCCUGUGGGAGGAAGGCAUUGUGGCAUCCCUGGAUGACCCCCUCGAGCGCUACGCCCAAGGAUUCACCAUCAAAAACCCGCUGGGAGCAGGACUGCGGCCUGCAUGGGGAAGCCUGAUGGAGGGGCUGGAGAAGGGGGUCCCAGCCCUCCAACCUACCACAGUGACUCUCCGAAGAAUGGCCAGCCAGCUCUCAGGGCUUCCCAGAAGACUCCGCUCGACUACCCUGCUCUGGCAGGGAAGCACUGAGGAAGCUCUGGCUCUCCUGAAGGAUGAUGUUCUCGUGGCUGAUCCUGGAACCAGGUGUCAUUACAGCACCUUGGCCUUCUCACUGCUGGCCCAUGUGUUGGCCGGCCACACGGACAAUAAGGACUACCAGCACUGGGUGUCCGAGAACAUUUUAGAUCGGCUGGGGAUGGAGGACACAGGCUUUGACCUGGUGCCCUGGGUGCAGGCCCGGAUGGCCGCAGGCUUCUAUGGCAGUGGGCACCCUGCCCCACUCUAUGACCUAGGCUGGUAUCGGCCCUCUGGCCAGAUGUACUCCACACCUGCUGACUUGGCCAAGCUGGCAAUGGUGCUCCUUGGAAGUGUCCCUCAGGGCGUCUUGGCACCAGAUACGCUUAAGACCAUUCUAACUCCUCUCCUCGCCUGUCCUGGCACCUACUUUGCCAACCAGACAGGCACGCCGUGGGAGUUCCAUGCCCAGCGGGGCUACAGCGUUGUGCGGAAGGAUGGGGACCUGGAUGGCUAUGCGGCCACCUUUUCGCUGGUCCCUCGGUUGAAGCUCAGCUUUAUCGUGCUCAUGGCUGGACCCCGUCCGCCAGGGCCAGACCUGGUGACCCAAGUGUAUGAUGUCCUCAUCCCCGCCUUGGAGAUGGCCUUCCGGGAGGUGGAGGGGAGCCUGGCACCGCCGCCUCGGCCAGGCCCUUACCUGGGCUUCUACACCUACGCCAACCUGACCUUCUACGAGAUCCUCGUAGGGCCCUCAGGGGUCCUUCGCAUGCGGCAAUUUGGGCCCCGAGUGGAGAAGCUGAUCCCGGCCAAGUUCCGGACCCUGAAGUUGCACCACCUGCAGGGCAGGGUAUUCCAGCUGGUGGUGGACAAAGCGUUCCCUUGUGUGCUGCCCCUGGGGGCCGCCUGGCUUCCCUUGGAGAACCAGCAUGGCCAGCUCCUCAACUUUUAUCCCUUUGACCAGAGGGGGCUCUCCCCAGGCUUCGACGCUCCUGGCUUGAACACAUACAAAGUCCUUCGGAUGGCCCAGAAACCCGUCUUUAGCACUUCAGUUUGACCUCCCCCACCCUUCCCCGAUUGGCUCUUUGGAUCCAGCUGGUACAACAGACACCAGCGCUGAGCUUUGGCCAGGGGGCGCUAUGGAACCACGGGAAGAGCAUGGACGGGCCCCAGUUUGAGUACCGGAUGGGACACUGACUCGCUGGGUGACUUUGGACGAAUUCCGCUCCCUCUCUGAACCUCAUUUCCCUUAUCUAUAAAACGAUGGCCUCCGACGAGAGGGCUCCCAAGGUUGACUUUUGGCUCCCAGCAUUCUGUGCUCUAAGAUCAUAGAUUUAGAGCAGGAAGGAGAACCUUAGAUAGCAUCUAGUCCAGCUCCCCCAAUUUAUAGAUGUGGACACUGAGGCCCAGAGGGGUUAGACUCUAUGUGUGGACCUUAGAUGGCAUCUGGUCCAACUUCCCCAAGUGGGGAAACUGAGGCCCAGAGGGAUUAGACUCUAUGUGUGGACCUUAGAUGGCAUCUAGUCCAGCCCCCCCAAUUUAUAGAUGUGGAAACUGAGGCCCAGAGGGAUUAGACU